AUGGCUCGUGCUGUGCAAGAUAAAAAUCUUUUCAUAUUUUAUUCCAAACUCUUCUUGUUUUUCGAAUGGAAACUCGAAGAGUCAGAUUUAAAUAAGACUAACACUCUGCGGAGCGUUGAAUUCCACAUCGGAGGCGAUGAAAAAUCACAUCUUGAAAUCAGAUUUACCGGUUUAGCGAAAUAUUUAAAUCUGCAUAAUCCUAAACCACUCGGAAAUGGGAGUUACAUGACCAACAUAUUUGAUAGAAACAAAUCAUGUGUUUACAGUUACACUGCAACUAGAGACUUCUCAAAUGCAACAGUUGUCGAUUUGCUAGAAAACUUAACGAGAUUUUCCUCCAGAACGGAAUUUCCUAUAACGAUAUCCUGUACUGUGCGAUCUUCAAAUACUACUCUUUCAAAACUGUACUGUGUUUCUUGUGAGAAUAGAAUGUCAGCGGAUUUAAUGAAAAUUCUGGAUGACGCUUAUAACACUGACGUAGAAUUGAGCACGGGUGGUGAGAACAUCAAAGCCCACAAAAUUAUUUUACAAGCUCGUUCCCCUGUGUUUCAUAAAAUGUUCGAUCACGAUUCAAUCGAAGUUGCUAACAAUACAGUUGACGUUUCAGACAUAGGUUCAGCAACAAUGAAGAGGCUGGUCAAUUUCUUGUAUGCGUGUAAGAUGGAAGAGUGCGAUUUUGAUGAAGCUAUGGAACUGUACUACGCUGCAGAUAAAUAUGAAGUUCUGUCCUUGCAAGAAGCUUGCAAAACAGAAUUGCUGAGUCAUCUUGAUGUAAACAAUGCAUGCUCUUUGUUUACUUUUGCCAUUCAGCAUAAUGAUGAAGAUUUACAAAAAGGAAUAGCGCAGUUUGUAAGGGUGAAUUUUUUGUCUAUUAUUAACAGUGAGUCAUUUUUGGAUAUGAGCAGAGAAGAUAUGGCAUUACUUAUUCGUUCGAGUGUUCCUGUUGUGAAAAAGUAA
Parasteatoda tepidariorum (common house spider) is the source of this 957-nucleotide messenger RNA. NCBI's taxonomy places the organism in Eukaryota, Metazoa, Arthropoda, Arachnida, Araneae, Theridiidae. The record is from RefSeq and is a predicted model, not a curated record.